CAGGACAAGAGGGAUAUGUCUUGCGAUGCCGAGGAUGAGCCCAUUGGAUCUCGGCGAAGCACCCUACUUCAGCCACAUCGGAGACUGGCACUGCGCCCUGGGGUCGCACUUCAGCCUGAUCGUUGACUACAAUCGUUGGCGUCGGCAUUGUUAGACCAGCUGUUUAUGGACUUACGAGAUUCGACAUUCUCACGUUCACCAGAAGUCCGCCCCGAACAUCGACGUCGAUUCCAUCCUGCUCGAGAGUGGAACAUGAUGUCAGCUUCCUUUCCAAAGUCUCCCAAGGAAAUCUUCUCACAUCAUUUAGUCCGCUAGAGAGGAAGCCUCUUCUAGCCAUCCUGCAAUUCCCAGACCAUGCACGUACAGAAAUCCGGAAUCACGCGGCGCAUACUGUCGAGAUCAUCGGGACGCCAUUACCGCAAUGCGCCUGUUGCACAUUAACAGUGACGGCAAGCUGAGUCUGACUAGGGACUGGAAGGACUGGACCACAGACUUUCCAAGAUACGCAAUACUAUCGCAUACGUGGGGCCCAGAUGAACAUGAGGUCACUUUCACUGAUCUCAGAGACGGAUCAGGCAAUAGCAAGGCUGGAUACCUGAAGAUUCAGUUCUGUGGGGAACAAGCUCGAAGAGACGGCCUACAAUACUUCUGGGUGGACACAUGCUGCAUUGACAAGUCGAGUAGUGCCGAGCUCCAGGAAGCGAUCAAUUCAAUGUUCCGUUGGUAUCAGAAUGCGGCAAGAUGCUACGUCUAUCUCUCUGACGUCUCAACACCUGUGCCCACUGGUGGUCACCAAGAUACUAGUGACCCGAUCAGAAGCGCCCUUUGGAAAAGUAGAUGGUUCCGACGAGGCUGGACCCUACAAGAGCUUAUUGCUCCAGUGAUAGUCGAGUUCUUUUCCCUCGAGGGCAACAACAUCGGUAGCAAGAGGUCCUUGGAACAAGACAUCCACCAUGUCACCGGGAUAGCUCUCGAAGUACUACGUGGUGCACCCCUGACGGAAAUCGCAGUCGAGGAGCGUUUGUCUUGGGCGGACCAGCGUGAAACCAGCCACCCAGAAGACGAGGCGUACUGCCUUUUGGGACUUUUCAAGAUAUUCAUGUCGCUUCUUUAUGGAGAAGGGCGGGAGAAUGCGUUCGUCCGGCUACGAGAGGAAAUCGCAAAGUCCUCAAAUCGCGCUUCACAGCAUGCCACAUGUUCACCGUUCAGUAGACUCAGCCAAGAAACAUCACCAGUCACUCGCGGAAGCCUUGAGGCAGCUGGAACUUCGUGCGACCUGGAUCAUGACUCCAACAAUGCUGGAUGCCGUUCGAAUGCCAGUUCGUCAGGGGAAUCUUCCCGAACUCGGAAGACAGUGCUAUCUUCGGAAGCGCCAAAACCAUACAGCUGCGCGCAGAAAGGUGUCAAGAGGCGGACUAGCGACAUUUCGACUUCCACAGCAGUCCGUGGUCCCAAAAGGACGCGGUAUGUAGAAGUCGAUGUUGGGACCGCCCAUCAAUCACACAUAACGGCGCAGACUUCUGUUCCUUCCCAGACCAUGGCUCCUGGAGCCUUCGAAAGUUUGUGUGGAUAUGUUCGAAGUGCCUGUGCAAAUUAUUUGGCGAGCUACAAUGCUGAUCCGAGUCAGCCCGAUUUGGCCCAAAGAAGCCCCGUGAGAACGUCAAUUUCAAACCAUCAUGUGUGGAAUGCUUUGUCCCUAAUCGUUGGGGCCAAAGCAGUGUAUCAAGAUCCAUACGUUACGAAGGUCAUCCAUGCGCUUUUUGACCGCCCCAGCCAGGUUUCAAUUCCUUUGAGUCUAAUGCUUUUCGCCAGCGCAUUAGCAGGACACCUCUUGCCACGACUUCAACUGUCCAGCAUGACAGACGACAGUUUGUGCCUCGAAGAUGCGUUGGGCGAAACAAUACGGGUGCCUCAAGUCAUCUGUCAAUACUACGAGACAUUCCAUGACUAUCUCGUGGCCCGAUUCAAGGAUCACCUUGGGCUUGAACUCGUGAUCGAGAAGAACUACCGGUUGAUCAUCGGUGGUAUGGAAGGUCCGGUACUUGACACGACUAAGUGGUCGCAGGUCAUCAAGGUCCAUCCGCGGAUCAAGCUUACAAUGGCCAUGGUCUUAAGCAAUCACUGUAGAUAUGUAGAGUGCACAGUAUGCCGCCAGCGUCUGAGGAGACGGAGUUACCAACUGUUCGUCUGGUAGGAUUUGAAAGACCUCGAGAGCUGCCAAUGCCGGCUAACGCCAAUUCACAGUGAUUCCUGCGGCAAAUUAUCCCCGGCUGUGGAAGCCUUCUUGGAUGCUGGAACUCUUGGA
Molecule: messenger RNA, 2305 nt
Organism: Exophiala viscosa
Lineage: Eukaryota; Fungi; Ascomycota; Eurotiomycetes; Chaetothyriales; Herpotrichiellaceae
Product: heterokaryon incompatibility protein-domain-containing protein
Exons: 1
Coding region: 422-2194 (590 amino acids)
Source: RefSeq, a predicted model, not a curated record